Marasmius oreades (fairy-ring Marasmius) is the source of this 1742-nucleotide messenger RNA. RefSeq lists its product as uncharacterized. The coding region runs from base 722 to 1582 and encodes 286 amino acids. The transcript has 6 exons. Lineage: Eukaryota; Fungi; Basidiomycota; Agaricomycetes; Agaricales; Marasmiaceae. The record is from RefSeq and is a predicted model, not a curated record.
CCAAUUCAUUCAGCAAUCCUUUUCUCACCAUCAUGGUAUAGGCGCUGUCCGUUCGUUUUCGUUUUUCCCGUCAAAUCUCAACGACCUUGUGGAGUAACCCUAUCAUGAAUCCACCCUCCUCCGUUUGGAGUAUUUACUGCCGUUCUUUGGUCCCUGAGGGUCGCCGCCCUCUUCCUCUAAUUUUGAGGUGAACUCAAGCGAUACGACCCACCGGCUCACAGCAAAGUUGCCAUGGAAUCAUGGAAGAAGUGGCCAGUUCGAAUAUGCUCAGAGUCGACUCUUGGCAUCGAUAAUGGUUUACGUUCAACCAGCCACCUCUGACCGACUCGGAACUUGACUGUCAAAACUCUGGUCCUUUUACUGACAGAUGAAUCAACCGAUGAUAGGUACUGACAGAUGGUGAGUACAAGGUGAGUAGGAUUCUCAUUUGCGGCGGCAUUGAAGGCACCGAAGCCGGCGAGUUUGUUCUUCUUCUUUACAUUGGGUUUUUAAGUCCUGAAGUCUGAAGAAAUGAUAUUGAAGUCGCAUUUUUUCAUAGAACCGUCGGGGUGGGCGGGAAUGGCGGACAGCUCACUCGGUUCUACCUACUGUCGUGGGUGAUACAAUUUUGAAUUGGCAUAUAAAUGAUAGAUUGGAUCGCUGAUAAUACUGAGGGGAUAAAAGCAACUUCCUUGGCAACUCUAGGCUCCUGGUCCUCAAGGUCAACUUUUACCUCCGGAAAAUGGGCUACUAUCUGAAUCUCAGGACCGUCAGCCUCAUACUUGCUUUGCUCCUACUUUCCACGGCCUAUGUUCACGCCGAAUCAAAUUUUAUUGACGCCGAGCUCCCUACUCAACCUCUCAUGGGAGUUGAUCGACCUGUGUUAAUGGGUCAUACAUUGUUCGCAGCUGGAGCGGGCUUGCAGAAUAUCAGUGCCAGGCAAGGUUGUUAUCCAGGAUAUCAGUGUGAAAACUUUUGUUGUAAUUCUGGGGAUACAUGCUGUAAAACAGGUUGCUGUGACGGAGAUGAAAAGUGUGCCUAUCGCACGAAUGGCGACAUUGGGUGCUGCGCGCGAAGCGAUAUUCAAUGCUCCUCCGGCGGUUGUUGUCAAGCUGGCAGAAUAUGUUGUUCUACCGGUUGUUGUCCAGCCGGGGGAGAUUGUUGUUCUGACGGACGAUGUUGUGGCGCUGGCUACUAUUGUUGUGAUAAUGGGCAUUGUUGCCCCGGAGGCAGUGGUAGUGGUGGUGGUGGUGGUCCUCCGCCGCCACCUCCACCUCCACCUCCACCCCCACCCCCACCGGUCACUACCUCUACCUCUACCUCUACCACUUUUUUCCAGACAACUACGAGCUCUAGUACUUCUACUCGGACUACUACGAGUAUCCGUACGACCGCUCGUACGACGACUGACACUUUUGCUAACGCCUUUCCGACUGCUACAACAGGGUUCGGUGGUGAAACGGGCUCGGGGGAUGAUUCUACAGACGUAGACUCGACCCCUCCUCCUAGCGGACUCCCAAGCACGAAUACGGGUGUUUCAAUCAACUUCCCUCGUUUUGUUCUCUUGUCCUUCGUGUCUUCCUUUGUUCUACUCUUUCUCUGAAAGUUCGAACACAUUUUCCGCCAUUGUUUGUAUGUAGUGUUUGUUCAACUGAAGGUACCGGUCAACGUUCAUCGAUGCAUCGCCCGGGACACUUCCACGUGCACCCGCGACUCGCUAUGUAUAUGUACUUUUUAAUACCGGAAAAAAAGAUAGGUUACUG